Messenger RNA from Fonsecaea nubica, 1560 nucleotides. RefSeq lists its product as hypothetical. Bases 1 to 1560 code for a protein of 519 amino acids. Lineage: Eukaryota; Fungi; Ascomycota; Eurotiomycetes; Chaetothyriales; Herpotrichiellaceae. The transcript is spliced from 2 exons. The record is from RefSeq and is a predicted model, not a curated record.
AUGUCCACUCUACCUGAAGAACGAGUUCUGAAACCCCUCGACCCCGUCCCCGAUGAUGUCAAUGACUGGCCGGACUUUGCAUUGCGAGAAACAAAAAUAUUCUAUCAAGGAAAAGGCCGCUAUGCAGACCUUCUACAGGCUUCGGAAGAGGCACCACUCUGUGUCGUGGGAGAGUUGAUGCCGUUGGACGACGAGCAGGAACAUCUUGCCUUGAUAGAGGAACCACUAUAUGCACGUAUAAAGAUCGACAACGUUACGAAUUACAGCUUUGGUCAAGAUGACAACGGGAAGCCCGUUAUUUGGGCUGCAGGGAAGGCGGGCUGGUACGAGAUUUCACCCUCAGAUCGCUAUCUGAGUCAUUUCAACGACACUUUAGAAGCUAUUGAUUUGUUUUAUUUCAUGGUAGAUCAGCACCAGAAGCUUGGACGGAAACGCCAGAGGCUGGGAUUCAUGAUCGACCCAUUUCUUACCGCAUACCAGAAGCACACGGGUUACAGGAUUGAUGACGAUGACGAAGCCAUGGAAAUGAUUCAUAAACAUCACCGCUUCCUGCUGAGGCAGAUGCUUGAAGAGAGGGAAGGGAUCGACUGGUCGCAAACAUAUUUAUGGAAACAUUUAGCCGAGACUUACGCAGACGAACUGGAGGUAUUGAAGACAACCUUGGCAAGAGUCAAUCAGAAUAGCCUACCAGAGGCUUCAGACUUGUCGGAAGAGGAGGAGGAAGAUGAAGGUGAAGAAGAAGAGGAAGAAGAACAAGAAGAAACGCACCAGGACAGAGAGGGCACGUCAGAAGGGUCCGACGGGGACGCUUCCGAAGCAAGUUCCGAGGCAGCGUCCAGCAGCGCGACAGAGACCAAGCCGGAGCCAAUUGACUGGACCAGACCUAUAUGGGAUAUGCUAAACAUACUCCGGAAGUCGGCGAACUUCAAUAUGCGACACUGUGGAAUCGACGAAGCCGCCACGGAGCUACAGAAGUUGCCUGCGUUCGAUGGAUCACACGAAGACGCAGUGGCCGCGUUUGAGCGCUCAGCAGAGCCUUUACUGAAAUUGAUGAACGAGGCAAAACUCCGAAAGAAGUUCAAUUGGUCUACCCGGAGAAUUUACGACGAGUUGGAAGCUACUCUUGCCGAUGUGGUCGCAGAUGAGACCAUGAAGACUCCCCAAAAACCCGGUGGAGGGAAACCCCAGCGGCAUCGAAUGAAGUCUGUGCUCCGUCCCAGCGGAGCUAGCAAAUCACACAAGCGCGCGAGAGGCACCGUGGAAGAGGACGAAGACGAGGUGAUGAGUGACGUUCCCAUUUCAUCACCAGUAGCUCGACGACAAGCUGGCCCGCUACCACCCAGUGGUUUGAGAGAAACCACAGUAGAUUCGGGGCCCAGUCGCGAAGAUAGUCCCAGUCGACAGCUGAAUGGUCAUCUGGGUGCCGACGCGUUGCCAGAGCUACCGCCUGGGCCGGAGGCGCAAGAGAUGCUCGACUUGGUUGCCCAAGAGGCCAAGCGAGUUGGUCGGCAGCAUCAGACGGGUCAUCUGCAAGCAUUCCUGGGGCAGUGGGUUGUCUGA